Messenger RNA from Microthlaspi erraticum, 321 nucleotides. NCBI's taxonomy places the organism in Eukaryota, Viridiplantae, Streptophyta, Magnoliopsida, Brassicales, Brassicaceae. The record is from the annotation of a GenBank genome assembly.
AUGCAUAAGCAGUUGCCUGAGGGAUUGAUUCUGAAAUCGGCUGGUUCAGUAGGCCAGGUGAACCUAAAUACGCCAUUGCAGCAGUGGGUAAAGAAGAAGCCAAACCCCAUCGACUCGGGCCCCAAAUCCCCUGGAAAUGUGACAGGGAACUCGAGUGGUGUCUCAGCUGCAGAACCAGACUCCUCUGACGUUGAAUCUUCAGCUUCACAUUCAGAGGAAAUAGAAGAAGAUAGUGAUCGGUAUGAAGAUGAUGAGUUCACAACGGUGUUGUCUCAGAGGCAGCGCAAGAGUGAGCGAGGCAGUGGCCUCAAACUCCACUAA